CGGUGGCAACUGUAUAUUGUCGGUACGGUAGAAAGAAUUUUUAUCUUCGUGCAUUUGGUACCGGUGCUGCCUUAGCUGCAUGUGUCUUAUCUUCGUAGCGUUUAGUUAUGUUUAAAUGGCUCAAGUGAAGACUUUGCCUCAGAGCAAAGAAGCUCUCCUGAAAUCUUACAAUAAAAGAUUGAAAGAUGAUAUCAAAUCCAUGGUUGAUAAUUUUAUAGAAAUAGUGAAAUUAGCAAGGCCUCCUAGUGAGGAAGAUAAUGGAAAUGUUAUUCGACCCCUUUCAACUACUCAAGACCAGUGUGAGAUGCAUGUUCGAGCUGCUAACAUAGUUCGUGCUGCUGAAUCGCUGACUAAACUAAUAUCAGACAUAAAGCAGUUUCUCAUAUUAAAUGAUUUUCCUUCUGUCAAUGAAGCAAUUUCACAGAAGACAAAAAUGUGCCGAGCUGUACAAGAUAAUAUUGAUCAAAAACUUACAGCUCUGAGAGAUGACAUGGCAUCUGAAUUGUAUGAUCUCGAGGAAGAAUAUUAUUCAUCUGCUUUUAAGUUAACACCUAUGUUUUCAUUUGAUAGUGUCAUUAAUCAUACAUCAUAAAUCGCUAGAUGUAAGGAGAUUCAUAAGAUGUAAAUAAGAAGUAAUAUUCAUCAGUAUUUAUAUCAUUUUUUUUGUAUAUUGGAGAUUAACAUGAAGUAUUGAUGUAUAUUUGUUUAGAAUUAUUCAAGCUGUAAAUCAUGAAUAUUUGGAGAAUUGAAAGUUUUCAUGUAAUUGAAUGGUAACAUUCACUUGAAUGAUCUGUAAAAUUUUAUACAUGUAUUAAACUAAAAUUUUAUACAUGCCCUUAAAAUCUU
This is a messenger RNA of Argiope bruennichi, 846 nucleotides long. RefSeq names its product mediator of RNA polymerase II transcription subunit 22-like. Gene Ontology annotation, biological process: regulation of transcription by RNA polymerase II. Gene Ontology annotation, cellular component: mediator complex. Lineage: Eukaryota; Metazoa; Arthropoda; Arachnida; Araneae; Araneidae. Bases 116 to 592 code for a protein of 158 amino acids. The transcript is spliced from 3 exons. Gene Ontology annotation, molecular function: transcription coregulator activity. The record is from RefSeq and is a predicted model, not a curated record.